Molecule: messenger RNA, 1530 nt
Organism: Fusarium subglutinans
Lineage: Eukaryota; Fungi; Ascomycota; Sordariomycetes; Hypocreales; Nectriaceae
Product: transcriptional activator of proteases prtT
Exons: 5
Coding region: 1-1530 (509 amino acids)
Source: RefSeq, a predicted model, not a curated record
AUGCAAGAUAUAAGAGCCCAGCUAAUAAGGCUCCAAUCAGGACGCGAGUCAGCGCAGCAAAGUGUCGUCGAGCAAAGUGCUUCUCCUCAAGCAUCGACAAACAGUCGUGUGUUGAUGGACGAGAUCGAGCCCGCGGAUCAACAUGUUCAUGCUGCUCCAGCUGAAGUCAUUCGGCGUGUCGCCUGCCAGGUGACUGGCGAUUUGAGAAGAGCUUUCCACACGAAAGAGGAUGUUGUACACAUGGGUAUGCUUAAUGCCGCAACUGCUGAAAACCUUGUCAAAUCCUUUAUUCGACGACGUCGCCACGUUCUUUUUAUAAAUGAUGAGAGCGAUCUGGUAACUAGAGGCUCUUUGAUUCAAACAUCACCGUUUCUCCAUGCUGUGCUGUGCUCGCAUGAGAUGAGGUUUACCCACACGAGCCAGACAGAUGCCCUGAAGCACAGGCAAGUCUACGAGCAUAUGCGAAACAUGCUUGGUCAGGUAGUGCUGGGUAGCCCUUUACAUCUUGAAGAAAUUACUGGUGUUCUCAUUUGCUCUCUUUUCGCCGGAUCACCAUCGUGCGAGGCUGAAUAUGUCGAUAGCUGGCUUUUGAGUGGUAUUUGCUCACAGCAGGCGAUGCUGUGUAUCCAAUUCUCAGAUAUUCAUCAGCGAACCAAUGCUGGGACUUCCACAAAGCUGGACCUUCGAUCCAUGAGAGUCUGGGCAAACAUAUGCUUGAACCAUCUGCAAAAUCUACUCAAUUUCGAGCAGACCACAAUGCGCGACGCGAUGCUGCUUGCUGAGAUCUCACUUUACUGUACACUCCAGAAAGAAGACUGCGUUAAGCCUACCUUCACAAACGAUGGUUUCAGCUCCAAAUUUGCAAUUUGGAAGCAGCAAUAUGGAUAUCUCCUUGACCUACCUACAGGUCUUAUGCUGAAGUUUAGUUACUGUAUUGCCAACGUCAUCCUAGCAAAACGAACUCUGGAUAGGGUCGAAGCAGAUGUACUGAAUCUCGCCUCAUCGCUCUCGCCACAGACGUCCCGCAGUUCUACGGUGAAUCUCCAAGACCCUUCCACAAAGUCCCUCCAAGGCCACGUAUACGAACUCAGCUUCCGAGUCAUACAGGCAUUCAUCGCUAUCCCAAGUUCAAGCUCUGGAGACUUACCCGAAUUCCACUCCCUCUGCGUUGCUUACUCCCUGCUUAUUCUCGGCCAAUACGAUGAGCUGCCCCCUGCGAUAGCCAAAAGUGAGCUCUAUUCUGCCUUGCAAGAAAUGAAGCGUCGUUGCAAUGAAUCGAAUGCGUAUUCCGUGGCAGUUCGUCUCAGUGUUGAACGGGCUUGGGACAAUUUCUUGAGGGUAGAUGGCGUUAAUUCGGUCGAGGUUGUACGGCAAGAGUCGCAGUUUCAUAGUCAUGCUACUCAGAGCACCGGCGCCAACAAGACAUGUCACAAUUCUGGGGCUGGAGGUCAAGUCGAAUCUCUUGAUCUCGACUUCUUCUUCAAUGGAGGUUACUUGGACCUGCUCGACGUCGAUAACUUCCUCGUUUAG